AUGCCUUCCACCAUCUCACUCAUAGCGCUCUGCGCUUCGUGGGCGUCAGUCGCGGCGGCAUUCCCCAAGAUCCCAGUCGCGCCAGCUGCAGCUUCUAGCUCUCAGGCUGACAGCUAUUAUUCUACCGGGUACUUCGAGCAGCUGCUGGAUCACGAGAAUCCAGAGCUUGGUACCUUUUCUCAGCGCUACUUUUGGGAUACUCAGUACUGGAAUGGACCGGGGUCACCUGUCGUUCUAUUCCAGCCCGGAGAGGCAAGCGCAGAUGGAUAUCAGGGAUAUCUCACCAAUGAGACCCUCAGCGGUCUUUAUGCGCAGGAGAUUGGCGCUGCGACCUUGAUCCUCGAGCGUGAGUCACUUAUUCGAUACCGUUACUGGGGCGAAUCUUCUCCCGUUGAUGUUCUUACUCCCAAGACGAUGCAACACCUUACCUUCAAGAAUGCACUUGCCGACACUGUCAACUUUGCGAAAAAUGUCCAGCUUCCGUUCGAUACCACGAAUCAGAGUUCUCCGGACAAUGUUCCAUGGAUUCUUGUCGGUGGUUCCUACAGUGGUGCCCAAGCCGGCUGGGUUGCGGCCACGCUACCUGGUACUUUCUGGGCUUACCAUGCCUCUAGUGCCCCUGUUGAGGCUAUUUGGAACUAUUGGCAAUAUUUUGUCCCUAUCCAAGAGCGUCUCCCGCAAAACUGCAGCACAGACUUGGUCAAUGUGAUGGGAUACAUUGACGGAAUUCUGACUGGAUCCAAUGAAACAGCAAAACAAGACUUGAAAAACAGUUUCCUCCUAGGUGAUCUUAGAGAUGAUGACUUUGCCGAAGCCCUCGCUGGAGGCCCCUAUCUCGGCCAGACUACUGCCUGGCAGGAAGCUGGCGAGAUCUACGAGUUCUGCGACUACCUUGAGAACGUCCAUGCUACACCCGCGGUCAACGCUACUGCCAAGGGAGUCGGUGUGACCAAAGCUCUGCAGGGAUACAUUCAAUGGUGGACCACUCAAUACUUCCCCGGAUCCUGUGCGAGCUACGGCUACUGGACAGGCGAAUACGAAACCGCAUGCUACGACAGCUACAACUCGUCCAACCCCAUAUACGCUGAUGAGUCUCUCGACAACGUCGCUGAUCGACAGUGGGUAUGGCUCUGCUGCAACGAGCCUUAUGGAGCAUGGCAGGAUGGUGCUCCCGAUGGAACACCCUCAAUCGUCUCUCGCCUCAUAACGGAUGACUACUUCUUCCGUACAUGCGGUACAUACUUUCAACCAGAUGAUGGAUACACUUAUGCCAGCUACUAUGGCAAACGUCCCAAUUCCGUGAACGCCUGGACCCGCGGUUGGUCUGGCACGACGGAGCGCGUAAUCUGGGCUCAGGGACAAUACGACCCCUGGCGUGAGGAAACUGUCUCUUCUGACUUCCGACCGGGCGGUCCAUUGACCUCGUCUGAGCCCAACCCAAUCUUCAUCAUGGCCAAUGCCAGCCACUGCUAUGACUUGUUGUACUCGAAUGCGGAGGGGAAUGCCGGUAUUAUGGAAGUCGUCCAGCAGGAGCUGAAGCAGAUGCGUACUUGGGUUGAAGAAUUCAAGCCUGCUGGCAAUGGCACGUCGGUUGUUCGACGGACGUUGCGCGACUGGUGA
Molecule: messenger RNA, 1620 nt
Organism: Talaromyces atroroseus
Lineage: Eukaryota; Fungi; Ascomycota; Eurotiomycetes; Eurotiales; Trichocomaceae
Exons: 10
Coding region: 1-1620 (539 amino acids)
Biological process (GO): proteolysis
Molecular function (GO): serine-type exopeptidase activity; dipeptidyl-peptidase activity
Source: RefSeq, a predicted model, not a curated record